Planococcus citri (citrus mealybug) is the source of this 2357-nucleotide messenger RNA. RefSeq names its product piggyBac transposable element-derived protein 4-like. The coding region runs from base 558 to 1787 and encodes 409 amino acids. The record is from RefSeq and is a predicted model, not a curated record. The transcript has 3 exons. NCBI's taxonomy places the organism in Eukaryota, Metazoa, Arthropoda, Insecta, Hemiptera, Pseudococcidae.
AACACACACGUGCUCAUUGAAAAUGUUGUGUAUUUUUAAUUUAAAGUUGACAUAUGUGGUAUGCAAAAUUGGGAAAAACUUGAAUCUUAACACUUUGAGUGCCAUGUCACCCACCGGUGGGUGACACUAACAACUUCGAACUUGCUCACUUCAUUUCAAUGUUGAAUCCCCAAACUUGCAACACUGCUUUCCUAAGAAAACGGAGCAUGUCAGUGUAAUUCCAAUUUUAUGAUGAUGUUACUUACAGCCAAUAGAGGGUGUUUAUAGCAUAAAAAGCGUCACCCACCGGUGGGUGACAGAAGCAAAUUCCAGGACUCGCAGUUUUGCAAUACCUGAACUUUUUCAAAAAAAACAUCCAGGCAUUAUUAUUUCAUGUCCAUGGAGUCCUUUGAUUAUAUUUUUACUGAAAUUCCAGACAUUCCAGUCCAUUCCAGAAUUAUUUCAUCUCAGAUUUUGAAAACAACUUGAAAAAAAUGUGAUAAAUUCAAAAAAUCUAAGGAACAACAAAGUAUGAUAACGAUCUGAUGUUUCUUAUAAAAAUUGUAGUACAUUGAAGUAUGAGUUCAAGAGAAUUUAGACAAGGUGGUAGUAAAACUGUGCAAGAUUCUGAAGAUGAUAGCAUAGAAGACGUUUCUGUUGUUGAACUUAGCCUUAGUGAUAGUGAUCAAGACGAUUCCAACAUUGACCCAUUAUAUACUGCAGAUGAUUCAACUGCAAAUUCAAAUUCUGAUGAAAGUACCUUUGAUGAGGAAAGUGAGAAAUCUGAUGAUGGAUCUAGUGAUGAUGGAAACAAUGAUAAUGAUACUGACUGGGGAAUACUUACAAACGAUCCAAAAAUAUUCAGAUUUCGUUCUCCACCUCAAGCUGCACUUCAUCCUCGAGAAAAUACACCUAUAGCGUUUUUUGAAUUGUUCCUAACAAACAAAUUACUGAAUACAAUGGUAGUUGCCACCAAUAAGAAUGGUGAACAGCUGAAAAAUAGUCGUUUGACUCGUCACAGUCGAUUCAAGAAAUGGAUCCCCAUUACUAAAGCAACAUUGAAAAAGUUCAUUGGACUUCUGCUCUAUAUGGGAGUUGUCAAUUAUCCAGCGCUAUGGAUGUACUGGAGCAAGAAACCACUCUAUAAUAAUCCUCUAGUUCGAAAUUCUAUGAGUAGAAAUAUAUUUCAAUUGAUACUGAGACUAUGGCAUUUCAACAAGAAUGAAAGAGCUGAUGAUCCAAAUCGAUUGAAAAAAUUGACUCCGCUAGUUCUAAGUUUGAACAAAUCUUUCAAGUUGCGUAGAAAAUUGGGCCAAAAUUGUGUAAUAGAUGAAUCAAUGAUACCCUUCCGUGGAAAAUUGAACUUUCGUCAGUAUAUCCCUGGAAAAUCACAUAAAUAUGGUGUAAAAAUAUUCAAAUUAUGUGAUCCAAUGGGAUACACGUAUUCUUUUUGUAUUUAUGCAGGGAAAAAUAUGGCCCAACAAAAUAUGAAAACUGAUGAUUUAGUGAUGAAACUUAUGACACCCUACUUGAAUCGAGGUCGAUUACUAGUAGUUGACAACUUUUACACUUCAGUUCCAUUGGCUGAAAGAUUGCUAACAAAAAAAACAUACAUUUUAGGAACUGUAAGGUCUAAUCGAAGAAGAAUACCAAAAAUUCAGCUGAAAGAUUUAGAACGAGGUGAUCUGGUUGCGUAUGAAAAUAAAAAUAAAGUUGUUUUCAUGGCUUGGAGGGAUAAAAGAUUAGUGCAAAUGCUGAGUACGAAAUUUAGGUUGGAUCUGCGUGCAAUCAAAAAAAAAAGACAAUAAAAUUGUAUACAAACCAAAUUUUGUUCUGAAAUACAAUGAAAGCAAACAAGGUACUGAUAUAUCCGACCAGUUAUCUUCUUAUCAGACUGCUGUAAGAAAAACUGUUAGAUGGUACCAUAAAGUUGCCGAAGAAUUACUUCUUGGAACUGCUUUAGUCAAUUCAUUGAUAUUAUACAAUCAGUAUAAUGCACGUGUCCCUGGUUUUCAUCCUAUGUCACUAUUGAACUUUCGUGAACAAAUAAUCUAUUCAUUACUAAAUAUUCAAGGCCCUCCAGCUUCAGUACAUAUAGCUAGACAUAAAGACUUACAUACGCUGUCUAAAUAUGUUGUAAGGGAUGGAUCUAACCGUCUUCAUCGAAAAGGAUGCGUGAAUUGUUACGCCAAUCAAAGGACUUCAAAAACUCGAGCAGAAACACGAAAAAAUGUGAAAAAGGUGUCAACAUUCUGUGAAAAAUGUCCAAAUAAGCCAGCCAUGUGUCACAAAUGUUUUCAAAAACUUCAUACUUGAUAAUUAUGUGAUAUACUUUUGUAAUAUGUAGAGUUUGAUAAGAAAGUUUUUUUAAAAAUUGA